AUGCAAAGACAGUUCAUUCGAUUUCUUAAAACCAAGAGUUCUCAAUUCUAUGCCAAAUCUACUAUAAGCCCACUAGCAUUCAAACUACAACCUCCAUCGAGCUUCACACCGCAAUCGGCUCUCAUAUUUUCUACCCCCACGAACUUGCCGCAAAUAAUUGAAGAUGUUAUUGAACUACAUCAAAAGCACAGUUUGCAAGUUGUGGUAGCCGGAAUCGAUACAAUGGUUCCAUCCUCAUCAAGAAAUGGUGUUAGUGAGCUUUGGCUUGAUCAUCGUAUGAAAAUCGCUAAUUCAUUGCUUUUGGAAGAACGAGAUGACUUGAACACACCACCACCAGAAAGCGAUGGUAUCAAUCCCGUCACUGCUAGGAAGAAUUGGAAAAACCUUCAGGGUCAUUUGAGUUUGAAGUUGAGACAUGAAAUGGACGCAAAAAUCAGCUUGGCCAAUACUGUUUUUUCAACUGGAUCAAUACUUACUUUAUUCUAUUUUGAUGCAGAGACAAAUGCCGCUCAUUCAGGUCAACAUUUAUGUGAAUUGGAAGUUGCAUUACCAAGAGGUGUAGUUCCCAACCAUGCAACAGCGAAAAUUGAAGACAAAUGGACGCCAUUGUACCCGGGAAAAUUGUUCAAGAUUACAAAUUGUGUAGGGAACUUGUUGAAAUCGAUUGAUAAAAAUCCUGCGGCAAAGUAUUUGGAGAAUAAUGAGCAAUUGAUGAGUUUAAAGAGUAAAGAUACUGAAGUGUUUGUGAAGUUGAGAAAACGCGGGAGUACCAUAGUGGAGAGAUUCAAAGUAACCGCGGGAGGUGGUGGAUGGGGUGCAAAAGCUGACAUUAUUGCAUUAUCACCAGAAGCGAAACCUGAAAGAGGUGAUGAGAUUGAGUUUUUUAUGGUUACACCCGACGAUAGAUUUGUCAAGCAGAAAGAUGAUGCUGUAGAAAGAUUUAAUCAAACUUUUGCUUUCAUGAGCAGUUAUGAGGAGACAGGGUAUGGUAACGACGAUACUGAUUCUCAAGUUGAAAGAGUUUAUGAAACUUUUGGGUGUGGAUCUGAACAAGGAUUUUUUUUCAAUGGUGUAAAGCAUCAUUCGCCCGGAGAAAUAGUUUAUAUAAAGUUCAAGUAG
Messenger RNA from Lodderomyces parapsilosis, 1119 nucleotides. RefSeq lists its product as uncharacterized. NCBI's taxonomy places the organism in Eukaryota, Fungi, Ascomycota, Pichiomycetes, Serinales, Debaryomycetaceae. The record is from RefSeq and is a predicted model, not a curated record. The transcript has a single exon. The coding region runs from base 1 to 1119 and encodes 372 amino acids.